Molecule: messenger RNA, 1309 nt
Organism: Erythranthe guttata (spotted monkey flower)
Lineage: Eukaryota; Viridiplantae; Streptophyta; Magnoliopsida; Lamiales; Phrymaceae
Molecular function (GO): GTP binding
Source: RefSeq, a predicted model, not a curated record
AUGUAUAUGGUUGUUGGUCUUUUGCAGACAAGUUUAAUGGAAAUGGAUGCAAAUGAAUUUGAUUACGGAGGGAUGUCGGUUUCACGUCCAGGUGCGGCGGCUAAAAGUAUAAUACUGGUUGGAAACGCAGGUGAUGGGAAAAGUGCAACAGGGAAUAGUAUACUUGGAAGAAAGGCAUUCGAAUCAGUGGUUAGAACUACUGUUGUUACUCGCACUAGUGAGACGCAAACAACUCUAAUGGAAAAUGGACAAACUCUUGCCGUGAUUGAUACUCCAGGAUGGUUGGAUUAUUCCGUUGAUCCUGAAUUUAUUCACAAUGAAAUGCUUAAAUGCAUCAAAAUGGCAAAGGAUGGUAUCCAUGCAAUUCUUCUUGUCAUGUCAAUUUUAACUCAUUUUCCAAGAGAAGAAGAAGAUGGUGUGUCGAUGUUGCAGAAUAUGUUUGGCCCCGAAAUUAUGAACUAUAUGAUUGUAGUUUUCACCGGUGGUGAUGAAUUUGAAGAGGAGUAUGGUAGGAGCCUCGAUUAUUACUUGAGUGAUUCUGAUUGUCCUGGCCCCUUGAAGGAAACUCUGAGAAUGUGCGGGAACAGACGAGUCCUAUUUGAUAACAAAACAAAAGAUGAAGCCAAGAAAUCUGAACAACUGAAGCAACUUCACGACCUAUUAAAUACGAUUGCACACAACAAUGGUGGAAAACCGUAUACACCUACGGUUGUGGAUACAAAUGAAGGAAAAGUGCAUACAAACAAGCUAGUUUUGGAACCGAAGAUAAGUUUAAUGGAAACAGAUGCAAAUGAAUUAGAUUAUGGAAGGAUGUCGGCUUUACCUCCUAGUGCGGCUAAAAGUAUAGUACUCGUUGGAAAAACCGGUGACGGGAAAAGUGCAACGGGGAAUAGCAUACUUGGAAGAAAGGCAUUCAAGUCAAUGUUUACAACUACUACUGUUACUAACACUUGUGAUGUGCAAACAACUGUAAUGGAAAAUGGACAGACUCUUGCGGUGAUUGAUACUCCAGGGUUGUUUGAUUAUUCUUCUGAUCCUGAAUUUGUUCACAAAGAAAGGCUUAAAUGCAUCGAAAUGGCAAAGGAUGGUAUCCAUGCAAUUCUUCUCACCGUGUCAAUUAGAACUCGUUUUUCAAGAGAAGAAGAAGAUGGUGUGUUGAUGUUGCAGAAAUUUUUCGGCCCCGAAAUUAUGGACUAUAUGAUUGUAGUUUUCACUGGAGGUGAUCAAUUUGAAGAAUAUGGUAUGAGCCUCGAUAAUUACUUGGGUGGUUCUGAUUGCCCCGACCCCUUGAAGGUAUGAAAAUCUUCAU